AUGUACUUGCUUGUAUUGGAUGAUGUGUGGAAUGACGAUCAAGAGAAGUGGUUUGAGUUAAAAAAAGUAGUUGCAUGUGGCUCCACUGGGAGUUCGAUUAUCGUCACCACACGCCUAAAAAAAAAUGCAGAUAUAAUGAGAACACUUCCAUCACAUCUGUUGACAGGGUUGUCGAAACAAUACUGUUGGAUGCUGCUCCGAGAACGCGCAUUCGGACAGGAGAACGAGCAAUUUCCCAAGCUUGAAGCCAUAGGGAAGCAGAUUGCGAACAAGUGUGCUGGUGUUCCUUUGGCUGCUAAGGCGCUUGGAGGUCUGUUGCGUUUUAAGAGGGAAGAGAAGGAUUGGAAUCAUGUCAAAGAAAGUGAAAUAUGGGAACUACCACAAGAAGAAAAUUUGAUACUGCCAGCCUUGAGAUUGAGCUACCACCAUCUUUCUUUGGCGGGAGCACUGGAAGCGGUGGAUGUUGGCAAUGAUAUAUGUGAUGAGCUAGUUAUGCGGUCCAUUUUGCAAUAUGAUUCCGAUGCAAAUACAACCACUUUGAUUAUGCAUGAUCUUCUUCAUGACCUCGCCCAGUCAAUCAUGGAGAACAAAAUUCCUGGAGCACAAGUCCAGAGGACGAACGUCAGAAGUGCAUCUCGCAGCAAAAUCCGCCAGUUUGAGAAUAUUAGAUGCAAGCUACCCGACUCACUUGAGGCUUUACCGAAGAAGAUGAGGUACUUAAUUAAUCUCCGUCAUCUAUUCUUGGAAUAUUGUGACUCGUUAAGGGGGAUGCCAUCUAAAAUUGGAGAACUUAGUAGCCUUAGAACAUUGAGUAAGUUCAUAGUGGGUCGUGAUGGAGGUAGACGACUUGAGGAAUUGCAACGGUUGAAGUUGGGCGGCAAUCUUAAAAUUCAUCAUCUGGAUAGGGUGAAAGACCCUAUGGAUGCAGAGAAAGCCAAUCUUGCCGAUAAAGAAAAUCUUCGUUGUCUGGGUUUGGAUUGGGGAAGUAAUGGCAAGCAUGCACUAAAAUCAGGGGAGGAAGAUUUAGAUAUAGAUGAGAAGAUGUUGGAAGCACUUGAACCUCAUCCAAAUCUCGAAAUUUUUGAGAUAAGGGCAUUCAUGGGUAGGUGUUUACCGGUUUGGAUGUCGAAUUCAACUCUGGACAAAGUAGUUGAAAUUCAUCUAAUAAACUGUAACAAUUGCUUGCGCCUACCGCAGCUGGGAAAGCUACCCCGUCUUAAAAAAAUGAGUUUAGCUACUCUGACGGCGCUGGAGUACGUUAUCGAGGAAGAAGUAGUUCGGAGUGGAAAUGCAUUAGUAAGCGCUAGACAAUUCCCAUCUCUGGAAAAACUGAGUUUGAGAUAUCUCCCCAACAUCAAAAUGUUGAUACAAGAGCAAGUGAUGAUGAGAUUAUCUGAAGCAUUCUCGAAUCUCGAGGAGCUAUACGUCGAACGCUGCCCUUCGUUAAUACUGCCACCACUGUCGACGUCCUUUACAAAGUUGAAUAAAUUGACGUGCACGAAACUCUUACUGUCUUCAUUGUCCAAUGCGGACCUGCACAACCUUACGAAUCUUCAAGUGAUUUUCGAGGAGGAGAAUAGUGGCGACGCAUGUACCGUUGGAGUUGAGACACUGCAAAGCCUCACCAAUCUCAAGAUAUUGAGUAUUGGCACAACAGAUACAACCGAACUCUCUCUGCCCGAACAAGGGCUGCAACACCUCACUGCUCUGGAGGAACUGUACAUACUCAAAUGCCCGGCGCUUGUAGAGCUGCCGGAUGGUAUUAAACACCUCCACCGCCUUCACACGGUAUUGCUACGCGACCUACCGAAGAUGGUGAGUGUACCCAAACCCUUGCAACACCUCUCGUCCUCACUCAAAAGUCUACAAAUGUACGAGCUCCCUCAGUUGAGUUCACUGCCGGACUGGUUCGGAGAUUUAACAUCUCUUAAAGAACUGUUCAUUCACGAUUGCCCAAAGAUAGCAUCACUUCCGGAUAGUAUCCGAAGAAUGACAAAUCUCCAAUAUCUGCAAGUGUGUGGAUGCCCGGAAUUGGAAAAGAGAUGCGAGAGAGCAAAGGGGGAGGACCGGCACAAGAUACAACAUAUUCGCUACUUGUACAUUAGUAGUAGUUCGUGA
Molecule: messenger RNA, 2118 nt
Organism: Erythranthe guttata (spotted monkey flower)
Lineage: Eukaryota; Viridiplantae; Streptophyta; Magnoliopsida; Lamiales; Phrymaceae
Source: RefSeq, a predicted model, not a curated record